Triticum aestivum (bread wheat) is the source of this 1343-nucleotide messenger RNA. Its product is annotated as zinc finger BED domain-containing protein RICESLEEPER 1. NCBI's taxonomy places the organism in Eukaryota, Viridiplantae, Streptophyta, Magnoliopsida, Poales, Poaceae. The transcript is spliced from 5 exons. The record is from RefSeq and is a predicted model, not a curated record. The coding region runs from base 361 to 1074 and encodes 237 amino acids. Gene Ontology annotation, molecular function: DNA binding; protein dimerization activity.
GUAAGGAGAAUGGGAAGGCGAAGGCAAAGGAAAAGAGCUUGAAUUACCUAAUUAGGCAAGAUUCGCCGCUGCCUCUGCCAGUUCCGAGGAAGAAGAGCAAACCUAAGGUGCAGAUUAGGAAGGAGAAAGACUUUCCCAAUGCCCCAAUGGGAGAGUUGAUUUGUAGCUUAAAAAAACACCCUCCACCUCCUCCGCGUCUCCCUGACCGCACCGGUGCCGGCGUGCGUGCCGCGGAAGCCGCUGCCUCCGGCUCCGCAACCGGCUCCGAGCUGCCUCAUGCAUCUACUAUUGUAUGAUUGCUUUACUUGAUACAUCUUCUACCCAUACAUUGUUGGCGUCAAGCUUGCAAUCAAACAUGCAAUGACUAGUGAUAGUGACCACUACAAGGAAAUGGGUGAAGCAAUGUUGGAGAAGUUUGACAAAUAUUGGGAAGAAAAGAACAAUGCCAUGGUGAUCGCAACCAUCUUUGAUCCACGGUACAAGAUGGGUUACAUAGAGUGGGCCUUUGGAGAACUAUAUGGAGAAGGAAGUACGAGGUUUAGGACUGAGAUCAAAAUCGUGGAGAAAGAGUUGGCGGCCUUGUAUGACAAAUGUGUUGCUCAAGAUAAGCGAGCUGGAAAUGGAGAAAGUUCAUCUUCCUCUGCAAACAUUCCUAGUAUCCCGGUUCAAGAUGGGUACGAGUCCUUCUUAUCGUCCCGUUCAACAAGAAUAUCAAAGGGUGAGUUGAGGAACUACUUAGAGGAUGAGGUUGCCCCUCGCAACAAGGCUCUUGAUCUUCUUGGUUGGUGGAAAGACAAUGCUCCUAGGUACCCAAUUAUGGCCAAGAUAGCCAGGAGGUUCCUUACUAUCCCGGCUACCUCCGUGUCUUCGGAAUCUACCUUCAGCACGACCGGAAGGAUUUUAGAUGACUAUAGGAGUUCGUUAAAACCGGUUAUGGUGGAGGCAUUAGUUUGUGGUGCAAGUUAUAUCAAGGGUGCUCACGUUGACUUGAAUCUGGUGCCGAGGGAUGAGAAUGAAGAGGAAGAUGUUGAGAACAUCAAGUUACCCAUUGUGGUGGAGGAGAUCAACGAUUGACGUUUAUCAUGUGGAUGUUGAUCGCUAUUUUGGAGAUGAAUGUCAAAGUGAUCUUUCUCAUGUGAAGGCUACUUUUGCAUUUCUGUUUUGUUGGAACCUUUCAAGUCAUGAACUAUGAAUUGUCACUGCUAGCUUGGAGAUGAACCUCUCAUUUGUGUUAUGUUCAACUUGUCAAUUGACAUGGACUUGGAAUUGUCAUUGCAAGUUUGUAAUCGUGUCGUUCUAUGAUGAUAAGACCUUAUGCUUGUGGAUGUGAUAUUUGUGCUUAA